Molecule: messenger RNA, 393 nt
Organism: Echinostoma caproni
Lineage: Eukaryota; Metazoa; Platyhelminthes; Trematoda; Plagiorchiida; Echinostomatidae
Source: the annotation of a GenBank genome assembly
AUGUCCACCUCAGUCGUAUUGUAUGGCUCUCUCUCUCCCGGUCCCGUAAUGAUUAAACUCCAAUCCCUCAAGUGUGUGGUUGGUAGACUACCGACAGAGACGGCAAUCUAUGAUGAAGAACAUUUAAUAAAUAUAAACAUCAGAACCACACACCAGGAUGACGAUGAUGAAUUGUAUGAUGAUGAUGAUGAUGAUGAUUCGGAUGAUGAUGAUGAUGAUGAUGAUUCGGAUGAUGAUGAUGAUGAUGAUGACAUAUCAACUGACGUCGAAAACUAUACAACUGAACUGGCGGAAUGGUGCAGCACUGCAGAGCGAUAUCGCACUCAGAUGUUUUCGAUCUUAUUCACGUAUGAGUUUGUCGGUGAUCAGCAUCUGGGUUCCUAUUUAAGUUAA